AUGGCUUUCGCUGCCGAGCCGGCCAUUGCUCGUGUGCUCGCCACUCUCGAGGCGCAGUGCGAGUCACUGCGUGAGCAGGUGGCGCGCCACCCGGACCGCGCGAAUCGCAAUCUCCUCGAGCGCCUGCGUGAGCUCGAAGCGAGGACGGAGGAGGCGCGGCCCGCGGCAAACGCGGCGAGAGAGAUCCAGGGUGCGGGUUUUGUGGUGAUGCGGCGCGAAGUGCUCUGCCGCGGCAGCCAGUGGCGUGUGCCGGAGCCCAUCAUCUCGCCCAUCAUCGCCCACUCGACGGCGAGUGCCUGCGCCUCGUACGAGUGGGCGCCGUCGCAGGAGCUGCUGGUGUACAGCCCGAUCCUUGCCAACGCAUGGCCGGCCUCGCUUCGCGAGCCCGCCUCCAGCCUCGAGCCCGCCUCCGCCUACAACAGCAGCUCGGAUGAGGACAGUGAGGAGCUCCCAAGAGGCCUGUCGGAGCUCCCGGCGCCGCACCGCAAACCCAUGUGGAGCGGAGGGGCUGGACGGCGGGCGCGAGCGAGGCCAGAGUGGAAGCCGUGGGCGGCGGGCUUCCGAGCGCCGCCGCCGGCGCCGCGGGGCGACGGCGGGAGGCGGCUGCUCACGGCGCCGGACAGGCCGGCCGAGGUGCUCGAGGCUGAGAGGCCGGCGCACCUCGCCGGAAGCGAG
This is a messenger RNA of Emiliania huxleyi CCMP1516, 675 nucleotides long. RefSeq lists its product as hypothetical. The transcript has a single exon. The record is from RefSeq and is a predicted model, not a curated record. Lineage: Eukaryota; Haptophyta; Isochrysidales; Noelaerhabdaceae. The annotation marks the transcript as partial.